AUGUCUUCCAGGAAAUCACGUUCCAACACUCUCGGAACAGUAGGACUGACGUUUCUAGCCAGUAGUGGCGUAGUCGGCGCAGCACCUGCAAUAAACGCUACAGGAAGUAAUGACCUCUCGCAACCUCCAUCUCCAACUCGGCCAUACCGCUCCAGCUUUCCUUUUGUCCCAAAUCCAUCCAGCCAACCUCUCUAUGGACAAUCAGCUCCUGGUUCUGGGAUAGCCACAACUUCAACAGGGAUGUCAAAAAACUUAACACCCCAGCAUACCCAUCCAAAUUUGGCUGCCGGGGCGGUUCCAGUACAAGUGUCCAGUGGCAUUGAUGGUUGGCAGGCGUAUGACAAUCCCCUGACCCAUACUUCAACCAAGGCUAGUUCUGACCAAAAUGACGGACACCCAGCAUGGGCUACUCUCCGCAUCACGGAAUUGCCUCGGACAGAUAGGGGCAUUUCCGGAAGCCCUCUUACUCACGCACCAGCACCAGUAACCAAGACUGCCUCCUCGUUGUCUACCCAGGCAUAUGGUCACACUCAUGCUAACGGCGUUCAUUCUCUCCCUCCAUUCGAAAAUGGUCACCCUCCUAAGCUCCAAUCGGAUUAUAAACACUUCACAUUCGUAUUAAUGGUUUACCUGACAGCUUCCUUCGGAUCACCUAUUAAUGAACCUGUGACCGAUGUCUAUGAGGCUGUUUCGAGAUUUCUCCCCACUCCUAUCCCUAACCCAACUGUCUCCAUCUCGAAUGAUCACCCUACUUCUAGUCUGCCCUUCCAAACGAUCACGGAUGAGUUCACCAAGUAUCUCCCCGACCUCACCCCAAGCCUGGUGGAAGACAAGGAAGGAGCUGUCCAGUGUUUCUUGACUUGUCCUGAAGCCCAGAGUUUGGAGACUAUACCUCAUGGACUCGGUCUUGAUUGGAACCCCCUUCCCUUACAGCUUGAAAAUACCAACAAUACCUUUUGGUCUUGGUACGGUCCUAUGGAACUAUUACAACUCAUCAACCUCACAAGGAUCGAGUUCGACAUGGCGAACCCGGAGCGUAACCCACCUCCGUCGUUGGGUCUGUACGGGGGAGAAGAAGAUGCUCCACAAUCGACGGAGGUCAUCCCCGAAGAGAUGAUAGCAGAUGAUUCACCCAAUACCUCUUCCCCCGAAGCCUCUUCCUCCACACCUUAUUUAGAUACCUGUCCCCUAGCCGCAUCGGAUUUAGCUGACUACGGAGCUUGCCAUGCCGGAGGAUAUCAUGUCGACUCCUCAGUAAUCACCCAUACUUCGUCUCUCUCCAAUCUGGAUUCUCAAUGCCCUAAUUCCUGGCUCAUAGCCAGCUCAGAUCCUGCCAUAGUGAAGGUAGAGUUUUCCCAAGUCUCAGGUGAUACCGGUGGUUCAUUCGGUACCCCCUCGCCAACGGAGGUAGAUUGUGGUCAUAUGGAAACAUGCUUGAUACUUAGCAAGUCGGAAACUGAGCAAGGUGUGAUAAAAGUUCCGGAGAGCCCCCCUAUUCUCCCUACCUGUCCAAGUAGGGAUCUUGAAGUAGCAAAGAGGGAAGAUUCCUCCUCAUCGUCAAUCCCUCAUAUGUUAUGCACCACUGUGGAAGACAUUACAGGAGUCAAAACCGUCACGUUGUCUUCCUACAUUGUGGAAGAAGUUCCAAGACAACAAUAUCUCCCCUCAUGA
This is a messenger RNA of Tremella mesenterica DSM 1558, 1671 nucleotides long. RefSeq lists its product as uncharacterized. NCBI's taxonomy places the organism in Eukaryota, Fungi, Basidiomycota, Tremellomycetes, Tremellales, Tremellaceae. The coding region runs from base 1 to 1671 and encodes 556 amino acids. The transcript has 4 exons. The record is from RefSeq and is a predicted model, not a curated record.